AAGUACGAUAUCCGUACACCCUCAACCAUCUUCCCAGAUAUCAACAACGGGUCAGCUGGGCCCGUAGAAACAAUACAGUCAUGUCUGGCGCCACCCCCACAAGUGAAGCAGUGCCCAGCCAGUUCAGAGCCAUCUUCUUCCAACCAUGUCAAGGACCUCUCCCAAAGAAACCACCUUGGCUGCGAGACCUCUGAUUUUCUUAAUUUAUUUCCUCCAGAGUUAAAUCUCGAUCCAAGCAGCUUAUAUGUCACUUCUUCUGGACCCACUAAUGGAACCGACAUAUCACCCUUCGAGUGUGUUGAACAUGAUUUCUUUGGGGAUUUUAAUCCCCUCAAGUUCGAUAUGUCUUGGAGCCCGUGCCCAGCGUACAACAUGACGUCCAAUUAUCUUCCAAUGGAGGAGCGUCUUCACAGCGUUUCUCGUCCCAACGACCUGUUCCGACUCGGGUCUUCAAAAGACGACUUAACCGGAGCUUUAUAUCCUCAACCUAACCCUUAUACGAAUCCAGAGAGCCGAGCUCUAGCCCAUCUGUCUCAAGAUCAUCCUACCUACCCUCAACAGCCUUUUACUUCAACGCCCUCCACCUCCAUCCACCAUCCACCAUCCCUCUCUCCUCCCACGAACGCCCCUCCCUCGCGCAUCCAAAAACGCAAAGUCAACACCCUAGCAGCUCGCAGGUACCGCCAGAAACGAGUCGAUCAGAUGAGUGACCUUGAGACGAAGCUGAAGGAAAUCCGGGCUGAGAGGGAUGCAUUGAAAAUGAAAGCUGCAAGGUUGGAGGGUGAAGUGGAGGUUUUGAGGGUGUUGGUGGGGAGGUGAGGGGUUUGGAACUGUGUUCGGCUGCGCUUGAGG
This is a messenger RNA of Hyaloscypha bicolor E, 852 nucleotides long. RefSeq lists its product as uncharacterized. Gene Ontology annotation, cellular component: transcription regulator complex. Bases 343 to 819 code for a protein of 158 amino acids. The record is from RefSeq and is a predicted model, not a curated record. Lineage: Eukaryota; Fungi; Ascomycota; Leotiomycetes; Helotiales; Hyaloscyphaceae. The transcript has 2 exons. Gene Ontology annotation, molecular function: RNA polymerase II cis-regulatory region sequence-specific DNA binding; DNA-binding transcription factor activity, RNA polymerase II-specific. Gene Ontology annotation, biological process: positive regulation of cellular response to amino acid starvation.